Molecule: messenger RNA, 1026 nt
Organism: Pieris brassicae (large cabbage white)
Lineage: Eukaryota; Metazoa; Arthropoda; Insecta; Lepidoptera; Pieridae
Product: coiled-coil domain-containing protein 124
Exons: 4
Coding region: 256-885 (209 amino acids)
Biological process (GO): transcription by RNA polymerase II
Cellular component (GO): nucleus
Molecular function (GO): transcription coactivator activity
Source: RefSeq, a predicted model, not a curated record
CAACUGGCGCGUCAAGAAAUAUGAUCACACUAAUUUAGUAACUUUGAUAUCACUGAUUUAAUUCUCAAAAAAUAUUUCUUUAGCUUGUCUGGUCGGUGUAGUAGUUAACAAUAUUGUUUGUUAAUACAAAAAUAAUACUAGGGUUUCCUUUGAUUUAAUUGAGCUAGUACGCAAAAAAAUUCUUCUCGACUGGUUAUGGUACUGUAUUGGUAUAAAAUUAAUUUAUAAAUAAUUUUAGGCAAAUACUAAACGAAGAUGCCUAAAAAAUUUGCGGGAGAAAAUAGCAAAGCGGUCGCGGCACGACAGCGUAAAGAGAACGCUAAACAAGAGAAGGACCAAAAGAUACAAAAAAUGGUAGACGAUGCCGAGUGGGAAGAUAACGACGAAAAACUAAAGAAAAAACAACAGAAAAAGGAUGAACAAGAAAAAAAGCGACAAGAACAGUUACAAAAGAAAGCAGAAGCCAAGGCAUUAUUAGAAAAAGAGAUGGAAUCUAUAAAGGGAAAAGCACUUCCACCACCACCAAAGAUCACCCGCGCACAAAUAUCCCAAAUAAAAGAAAAGACUAUUCGACAUGAACCUACUGUAAAAACAGUGCCUGCUAGAGUGGUUGUUGAGGAACCACCUCUACAAGAAAAUCUCAACCGGUUACAAAUCGAUGGCGAGUUAGCACAAACUGUUGACGAGGCUAUCUCAAUACUAAGUGAAAAGUCAGAUGUAGACAAACAUCCUGAAAAGAGAUUGAAGGCAGCUUACACCGCAUUUGAGGAAAUAAACCUCCCUAGAUUAAAAGCUGAAAACCCUAGUUUGCGGCUCUCACAGCUUAAACAGAUGCUUAGGAAAGAAUGGUUGAAAUCACCACAAAACCCUUUGAACCAGGCUUAGGCUAACAAAAAGGAUAUAUAGGAUCCAGAGAUAACAAAAACUCUUUUUUGCUUAUAUUGCAUAAAACAUGGUAAAAAUAGUAUACAGUUUAACUUAUGUAUUUAACAUAUUGUCAUAAUUGUAAAUAAAUAUUUUAAAUUA